AUGAUCACCGAUAUGUACGCGCCUUUCUCGGCGCCUACCAAUAAGCCAAUUGAACAUCCGAGCCUACGCGGCACGCCUCUGGCGAUGCUUGCGGCGCAGUGCAACAAACUGUCGAGUAAAUCGCCCCCUCCGCUGGCUGACGCGGCUGUUGGCAAAGGUUUUCAUCCAUGGAAGAAGAGUCCAGGAGCUCACUCGCCGACCGGCGGUGGCUCCGGGCCGCGCUCGCAGCCGUCCGCUUGCGCUCCGUAUGCGCGUGCACCUACAUCAUGCGCAGCAGCUCCCUCGUAUGGAAACGAUCUUUACUUCCCCUCAUCAGGCGAUCAGUUACUCGGAAAAAGUGAAUCCAGCGCCAGUCUCGGCUCGAUGUAUUCUCGGCAUCCGUACGAAUCGUGGCCUUUCAAUGUUGGCGGAGGUGGUGGCAGCGGUGCCUUGAAAGCGGCUGAAAUGAGUGGCGUCAGCGCAGUGGGCAGCACCUGGUGGGACGUACACAGCGGCUGGCUAGACGUCGGCGGACAGAUGGCCAACUACGCUGGGCAAGACUACUCGCAACUUACACAUUCCUUGUCAGGAGGAGCUCAUUUACUCCCACCGGCCCCACAUUUGCUGCAAGAUGCUUAUAAAUCAGUGCUACCGACACAAGGCUCAUUUGGGCUGCACACGCCUGGUUCGCCGGCGCCACCUGCACAGGCACCAUCACCGCGAUCACAGAGACGCUACGCGGGUCGCGCCACUUGCGACUGCCCGAACUGCCAGGAAGCGGAGAGGCUGGGCCCUGCGGGGGCACAUCUACGCAAAAAGAACAUACACAGUUGUCACAUACCCGGCUGCGGGAAAGUAUACGGAAAAACGUCCCACCUUAAAGCGCAUUUACGCUGGCACACAGGCGAGCGUCCAUUUGUUUGUAAUUGGUUGUUCUGCGGGAAGAGGUUCACGCGAUCCGACGAGCUGCAGCGACACCUCCGUACUCACACGGGCGAAAAGAGGUUCGCAUGUCCGGUGUGCAACAAAAGAUUCAUGCGGUCGGACCACCUCGCGAAGCACGUUAAGACACAUAAUGGGGGCAAGAAGGGAAGUUCAGAAUCAUGCUCGGACUCGGAGGAGAACAGCCAGGGUGAAGGCGGGACUGGAGGACGCUCGCCCGAGCAUCCUCUCGACGUGAAGCCGAGCACGCUGGUGUGA
Messenger RNA from Parnassius apollo (apollo), 1179 nucleotides. Lineage: Eukaryota; Metazoa; Arthropoda; Insecta; Lepidoptera; Papilionidae. The record is from the annotation of a GenBank genome assembly.